Cucumis melo (muskmelon) is the source of this 2494-nucleotide messenger RNA. RefSeq lists its product as uncharacterized. The record is from RefSeq and is a predicted model, not a curated record. The coding region runs from base 217 to 2250 and encodes 677 amino acids. Gene Ontology annotation, molecular function: protein binding. NCBI's taxonomy places the organism in Eukaryota, Viridiplantae, Streptophyta, Magnoliopsida, Cucurbitales, Cucurbitaceae. The transcript is spliced from 3 exons.
AUUCUACAAAUACACAAAAGAACGCUACAAACAAACAAACAAAUAACCAAAAUAAAAUUAGGAUUGAAAAAAUUAAAAGAGAGAGAAAGAGAGAAAAAGGCCUUUUGGAUUUAUUUAUUUAUUUAUGUAUUUACUUAUUUUGUUUUUGAAUUGAAUUGAAUCCCCAUAAACCCUAAAUUCGAAUGCCAAUGAUGACGUGAGAGUGGGCUUUCAAACAUGGUUAAGCAACGCGAAACCAACGCCAAACGAUGGGGCACGUUGGAGGAGCUUUUGUUAGCCUCCGCCGUGAACCGCCAUGGAACCGCCAGUUGGGAAUCAGUCGCCAUGGAAAUACAGAAUAGAUGCUCUCAAUCUCCUUCUUCUUCUUCUUCUUCUUCUUCUUCUCUAACUCCCCAAGAUUGUAGGAACAAGUUUUAUGACCUCAAGCGCCGAUUCCUCUCCCAAAACGUCAUCGAUUCUGAUUCUGAUACCAACACUCUCAUGCCUAUGCUCGAUGAGUUGAGAAAGAUUCGGGUCCAGGAACUCCGCCGUGAUGUUGAACGACGGGAUGUAUUGAUCGUGUCAUUGGAAAUGAAGGUGAAGCGAUUGGAGGAGGAGAGAGACCGGAGUUUCAACCAAUCCCACGAGGGAUCUGAUCUGGACACCGACAAAGCCAAAACGAAUCUCCACCUACAAAAUCCGGCCGCCUCUGGAGACGACUCCGACGAUCGCGAGAACCGAUCCCUCAACGAAUCCAAUUCCACAAGUAAAAAAGACGAUGUUCGACAGAACGGCAUGGUUGAGGAGAACCCGAUUAUCGAAUCAGUCAAUAUGUCAAAGAUUAAAGAAACCGGGCCUCCCAAAACCGGAGAUGAACCGGGGAGAGAAUGGUCAUUCAACAGCGAAGGAGCGGAGCCAGAAGCAAAGCCGGAAAGAGAAAAGAAGUCGGGCGGAGGAUAUAAACGGAGAGAGAAAGAAAGAAAUUGGGGGAAUUGGAAGGGGGCGGCGGCGGCGGUUGAUUCGAACGAAGCGUGGGAAUCGGUGAGCGAGUCGAAGCAAGAUGGGAAAGAAGGGGCGGUGUCGAAGCAGCAAAGCAGCGACGUGCAAAGCUCAGGCAGCUUGUCUCAAAGGAAACGGUGUCGUAAUAGCAGUGGCGAAGAGCCCGAGGUUUCUCCAGCCAAGCCCAAGCCCAAGCCCUUAGCCGUCAAAUCUGAACCCUUGCUCAAACUUCUCGACACCAUUCGCUCCCAUCAGCUUGGCUCUACCUUCGAGCGCCGCCUACGGAGCCAGGAAUCUGAUAGAUACAAAAAUUUGAUACGCCAACAUAUUGAUCUGAGAACGAUUCGUUGUCGAGUGGUUAAAGGUGCGUAUGCGGAUUCAAUUCACCGCUUCUUCCGAGAUCUCCUCCUCCUUUUCAACAAUGCCAUCAUUUUCUUCCACAGAUCCUCCCCUGAAAAUGGUGCAGCACUUAAGCUUCGAGCUCUCGUAUUGAAAGAAAUGAAAGACAGUAUAGAAAAACCCCAACCCGUUAUCCUUAAAUCAAAACCCAAGCAAGAAACGGAUCUUUCUCUUCCAUCGUCAAAGCCUACCACUAAACCAUCUACUACCAUAGUGGGGUGUCGUAAACGCGACUCUGUUGCGACGGAUUGCAAAAAAGCCGAUAAGAAUUCUAGAGAUGUUGAAGUGAAACCCAAGGUGUCUGAUUCUUCUGAGAUUAAAAUAUACGAGAAGGGUACAUGGAAGAAGGGAUCGAAUUCAAAAGAGAGACUAAGACCCACACCCACUCCGACACCGGUUAAUUCAGGGCAGAGAAGCUCAAGGACAUCAUCGACGAGCAAAAACAAUGGGGAAGUGAAACACGAAUACGGAGGAAACGAAUUGAGCUCUCACGACGGGAUGGAGGUUAGAAUGGAAAAGAAAGAGAGAGUGACAAAGAAAAAGCAAGGGGCUGUAAGCUUCUUGAAGAGAAUGAAGCAGAAUUCUCCAAACGAAGCUGCAGAAGAAGAUGGUGAUGCUUCAGAGAAUGAGUGUAUAAAAGAAGAGGAGGAGGAGGAGGAGGAAGAAGAACAGGAAGAGGAAGAGGAAGGGAAGAGAAAGGUGAAGAAGCAGAAGGAAGGGAAAAAAGAAAGGGUACGACGGAAUGGCGGAGGAGGAGGGAGAGGGAAGAAAGCAGUGGGGAGGCCGCCGAAGAAAACAGAAACAGUGACAGUAAAGAGGCAGCAAAGGGAGGAAGUGAGCAGUAGUAAACCACAGAAGCGUUCAAGGAGAUAGAUUAGUUAGUUGAUUAUGAUUCAUUCUUAUUGUAUAAUGUAAAUUAUGUAGUUGUCUUGUAACUGUUUUCCAUUUUCUUUACCUUACAUUACAGCCUUACAGCUUACAAAACAGGGGAAACAGGGAGAGGGAUGAAAGAAUGAACCUCUUUUUUUUUUUUUUUUUUUUUUUUUUUUGUGGUUGCUGAUUCAACAAUAUACAUAUCCAGAUUAAUGAUAUCGGAAGUUUGAUUUUUUUUUUCUUU